This is a messenger RNA of Lentinula edodes (shiitake mushroom), 979 nucleotides long. Its product is annotated as acyl-CoA N-acyltransferase. The transcript is spliced from 2 exons. Gene Ontology annotation, molecular function: N-acetyltransferase activity. The record is from RefSeq and is a predicted model, not a curated record. Bases 438 to 818 code for a protein of 126 amino acids. Lineage: Eukaryota; Fungi; Basidiomycota; Agaricomycetes; Agaricales; Omphalotaceae.
CACGACUUGCAUGAUGAUAGGCGGUAAGUAUUAACACCCCUCUGGCCUCCCUUCCAUUUAAAUUUUGUCACAGUACAUCCGCUGACUUGUUUUUCGUUCCUUCAGAAGGAGCACCAGCCCGAGCACACCUUGCCGCCACUACGCGAUCACCUUCCUUUCUCUGCGCCUUUGCACUGCUCAUCAUUUCGAUAACAGUUGAGGUCACGACGUUAUCCAGUUUUCUUCCAGCAUAUCUAGACGUGACAGUUGCAGCAAUAGCCCUCUUGGUACUGUUGUAUCUGUGCUAUUCGAUAUAUAGUGCCGUCGGAUUUUACAUUCAAUUUGGCUUGACAUGCCUCCGAACUGACUUGAAGAACAUACAAGGUCACUACAACCUUUGCCAGGUGACGAGUACUUCGAAUGAAAAUUCGGAAGAUCCAGAACUUGAGGCAACUAGUAUGAAAGGCUUCUGGGUGGCAGAAAUUGUGUCUCCAGUGACAAAUAAAGCAGAAAUCGUCGGUUGUAUUAGUCUUGGUGAUCCCCCCCCUCCUCCGUUCACCUCGGGGCCUGGUACUACCGAACUUCGUCGUAUGAUAGUCUCUCCUUAUCACCGCAGACGGGGUAUCGCUCGUGCCCUCAUCGAAGCGUGCGAGGCGCAUGCGACUACGAGUAAACACAAGUUGACCGCAAUAGUCCUGCGAACGACCUUUUACCAGCCUCAUGCUAGGCAGCUAUAUACAAAACUGGGGUACAAAAUUGUACUGGAAAAGGAUUUUCGUUUUGGUAUUGACAAUGUUCAUGUUUUCCUAUACAGAAAGGAUUUAUUAAACUCGAAAUAACUAUUGAAAUAUUGUAGUAACAGUACGAAUCGAUAAUAGACUCAUACAUCAAGCCUCGAUAUAGGUCGUAGUAGCAGCGCUAUCAUUGUCAUUGCAAGUGAGUCUUCUUGGUGUGACCGCUUACGCCGCAAGUCUAAACCAGUCCGACAUGGGGAUUUAUG